Cololabis saira (Pacific saury) is the source of this 2572-nucleotide messenger RNA. RefSeq names its product alanine--glyoxylate aminotransferase 2, mitochondrial-like. The transcript is spliced from 14 exons. The record is from RefSeq and is a predicted model, not a curated record. Gene Ontology annotation, biological process: glyoxylate catabolic process. Gene Ontology annotation, cellular component: mitochondrion. Lineage: Eukaryota; Metazoa; Chordata; Actinopteri; Beloniformes; Belonidae. Bases 34 to 1581 code for a protein of 515 amino acids. Gene Ontology annotation, molecular function: L-alanine:glyoxylate transaminase activity; pyridoxal phosphate binding.
AGAGCUACUAUCAGACAUCUGCACUCGCUGAACAUGCAUAAACUAAGAGGCUGCCAGGCAGCCUUGAAGGGACUCUCCAGCUGUUUCCCCACUGCAGCCAGCUUUCACCUGGGAGGUGGGGCAAUAUCUCAGCAGAUGUUCUUUAAAUCCCGAAACACAGACAUCCCAGAGAUCCCAGAGAUGCCACCAUGCAGUUUCAAACCGGAGGAGUACAAGGGUAUGUCCAAGGAGCAAAUGAUGAAGAUCCGCAACCAGAACGUCAACCCCAUGACUAUGAAGAUUACUUAUUAUAAGAGGCCAGUGUUCAUCCACCAGGGACACAUGCAGUGGCUGUGGGAUGUUGACGGGAAGAGAUAUUUGGAUUUAUUUGCUGGUGUGGCUACAGUUGGUGUGGGCCACUGCCACCCGAAAGUGAGAGCAGCGGCUGAGAAGCAGAUGAAGAAGUUGUGGCAUACCACUAACAUCUACGUCCAUCCAGCACUUCAGGAGUAUUGUGACAAAUUAGCCUCCUACCUGCCAGAUCCUCUCAAGGUGAUAUAUCUGACCAACAGCGGCUCAGAGGCCAAUGACCUGGCCAUGCUGAUGACUCGGCUCCAUACAGGAAACUUCGAUAUAAUCACAUUCAGAGGGUCGUAUCACGGCGGCACCCAGCAAAGCAUGGGUCUUACCUCCAAUUCAUCAUACAAAUAUCCCAUUGCAACAGGUGCAGGAUGCACAAAUACCAUGUGUCCUGACGUGUUCAGAGGUCCGUGGGGAGGAAGCCACUGCAGGGACUCUCCUGUACAGACCAUUAGAGAGUGUAGCUGCGCUCAAGGUCAUUGUGUUGCAAACGAACAAUAUAUUGCACAGCUCAAAGAGACAUUUGCUACUAGUCUUCCAAGCAGAAUCGCUGCUUUUUUUGCAGAGCCUAUUCAGGGAAUGGGAGGAGCUGUACAGUACCCUAAAAACUUCCUCAAGGAGGCUUACAAACUUGUACGAGAAAGAGGAGGACUCUGCAUCGCUGAUGAGGUCCAGACUGGAUUUGGGCGAACAGGAAGUCACUUUUGGGGUUUCCAAGGACAUGAAGUAAUGCCUGACGUGGUGACAAUGGCAAAGGGCAUUGGUAAUGGAUUCCCAAUAGGAGCAGUUGUUACAACACCAGAGAUCGCUGCUUCCUUUGCUCAACACUCCCACUUCAACACCUUUGGAGGAAGUCCUUUGGCCUGUGCAGUUGCUUCUUCUGUGAUUGAUACUAUAACAGAAGAGGGCCUGCAGCAGAACAGUCUGGAUGUGGGCACCUAUCUGAUGACGGGACUGUCAAAACUCAGAGACAAGUAUGAGAUCGUCGGUGAUGUCCGUGGAAAAGGCCUGCAGAUCGGUAUGGAAAUGGUCAAAGACAAGACCAGCAGAGACCCGCUGCCUCCUGAUGCCAUGAAUGGGAUGUUUGAAGACAUAAAGGAUAUGGGAGUCUUGAUCGGCAAAGGAGGAGUAUAUGGACAGACCUUUCGCAUCCAGCCUCCUUUGUGCAUCACCCGGGAAGAUGCAGACUUCUUCCUGGCAGUUUUCAACAAAGCCAUUCAGAAGUAUAUUGACAGAAAAUGAACAGGUCAGAGCUGGAACCCCGAAAAGGACUGAACAGAGAAGCCAUAACCCUCAUUCCUGCAAAUGAUUCACCCCAAACUUUUGACCUGUUGUGAAAUGUGGAAAAUUGAUUUUUUUCCUUACUCAAAACAUGUUAUAGUCACCUUGCACAGACGAACGCCUGUAUUUCCCAACAUGUUUGACGAAAACAAUGUACACUUUUACAAAUUGCAACAUGUUGCUUUACCGUCUCACCAAUAAAACAGCACAACUAAACUGCCGGAGGAUGUUUUCUUUAGACACAGCUAACAAGCAGUAUUACGUGUUAUGCUGCGUUCCAUUUACCUCGGAAGUCGGAACUCGGAAUGACGUCAUAGCCGAGUUAUCAGCGUUCCAGUUACAAAGUAGGUAAACAAGUUUGUAGUUCGCAUAUACCACAUGAAAAAUGUAAAUUACACUAUAGCAGCAUAUAUGCCGAACAAUACUUGUAUACGACUGAUUUAGUGUGACCAAAACUAGAAUGAAGUGCUACGAAUUUUUACAGAGCUCUCUUCUACUGUUUACAACCGGGGCAGCCAUCUUGGAAUGUGAACUCGGGGGUGGUGAAGACUUUCCCCCUUUCCCAGUGGGAAAUCCCAUUUCGAGGGGCGUUCCAGUUGAAAAUUCCGACUGGGAACUGGGAAAUUACGACUUCCGAGGACAAAUGGAACGCGGCAUUAGAUGAUGGAUCUAAGAAAAAAAAACUUAUUUCAAUAAUUACAAAGUGGUAUAAAUACCAACAUGCAGUAUCAUCUUUAUUAGUAAUACAUUUACAGAGAUGAAACCACAGAUAUUUGACACUUGGAGAUCGGUGUAACCUGAAAAAAUCCAUGUCCAUCUUGGGGAUUUCCAUUGCAAUGUGUAUACUGUCUAUGUUUCGUAAUUAUAUAUUUUUACUUUUUUACCCCUCCCCUGCAUGUGUGUGUCAAGUGUACUGCUGCUGAACAAAGUGAGUUUCCCCAUUGAGGGAGAA